Lathyrus sativus (Indian pea) is the source of this 633-nucleotide messenger RNA. Lineage: Eukaryota; Viridiplantae; Streptophyta; Magnoliopsida; Fabales; Fabaceae. The record is from the annotation of a GenBank genome assembly.
AUGGUAGCUAAACCACUUACCACCGAGCUCGUUGCUCUUACAGAGAAGAAGAUGGACAUGACAUUAGAUGAUAUAAUCAAAAUGUCUAAAAACCCUAAAGUUACAAAGCAAACUAGGGUUUCGAACAAGAGCAAAACGUUUAUGAACACUUUUGCACAAGAUAAAUCUUUGAAGGCGCGGCGAUAUAUGGAGUCGAGAUCUUCUCUUAGACAAGGAGUUCUUGCAAAAAGAAGGUCAAGUUUUCAAGGAAAUCAAUUUCCCCUUGCAACUGAGGUUGCGCGUAAAGUUGUUGCUGCUCCUCUGCAUUAUGGAGUUGCUAAUCGAAAUAAGAUGGCUAACUGGAAUAAACCAAGGUUCCAGUUUCCUGUGAAUCAGAGAAGACCUGCUAGUGGAAGUUUUGCUGCUAAGCCACCACCUCCCCUUCAGCAUCAGCAGCAACAACAUCAGCAUCAUUAUCAGCAGCAAGAUGUCAAUAUCAAGCCUAAUAAUCAAAGGCCUCAUACACUGGAUUCACUGUUUGCAAAUAUGAAGGAGCAAAGAAUGAAAGCUUUCUCAAGGCAGAACAAUGCUGUGCAGCACAAUGGAGCCGGUAACGGGAGGUCACCAUGGGGAAGAGGCCGAUAUGGCAACUGA